Molecule: messenger RNA, 702 nt
Organism: Plenodomus lingam JN3
Lineage: Eukaryota; Fungi; Ascomycota; Dothideomycetes; Pleosporales; Leptosphaeriaceae
Source: RefSeq, a predicted model, not a curated record
AUGGUGUACAUCACCUCGGAUUUGUUCGGCCCAGAUACGUCGCAUGGCCAUGAACAACCCUCUAGCUCGACACAUUGGUCCCCAAUGGCCAGUUCACAGCAUGCACCAGGAGGCCUCGGCAAGCGGAAACGACAGGGAGGAGAAGACGGAGCAACAGGGUACGAGACGAUGCCACGACGCUUACAGAAAACGGUCGCUAACAAGGCAUGCAGCACUUAUGGCCACCAACAUCGCAUGCACCCGCUUGGUCGAGAUUCUGCUCGAUCACAGUGCCACAGCACCCCGCCCUUUGACACCAAUAGGAACCUCUCAUAUGUUGUGUACCCGAUCGCACAACAACACAGCACAGCAGAACGACGACCAGUAAAGCAGUUGAAGCGAAUCAACCCCAAAGCAACCGCCCUUGUGAAAUCAACGUCCCAGCUCAUGGACAUUGAGAUUGCCCCACAAGGUAGCAAUGCCCAAUCACAUGCCGCCUCGGACCUAAGACCAUGCCACGCCUGUAGAUCAGCCCCCAAGCGAAAAAGAGAUCUGGAGAACUACCUCGAUUGCAACCGCUGUGAUGAGCGCACAUGUUACAUAUGUGCCCGACAAUGUGUGGGAGGAUGCGGGAAAGCGAUAUGCAAAAAGUGCAUAGUCGAGGUCGGCAAAGAGGCAGACUCGUGGUGUUUGGACUGUUAUGCGAGAAAUCUCAACUCAUGA